AUUGCAGAGCUUGGACGACAGAAUUGUGCAAAUAUCGACACGCCCGACACCAAUUGGCAGCCCAACGUGUGGGAGGAAAACUUCCAAGACCAGCGCUCACUCGCCCUCGUGCGCCUGCUCCCAGGAGAAGCCAAAAGGGCAGCACCCAGAGGCACCUCUCCUCCAGCCCGCGCCGUCGUCGUCGCGAUGGCUGCCCAAGCCCUCGCACGUGUUACUCUCGAAGAAGACGAGCUCGCAAACGCGUCGGGGCUGCGCGCGGCCUUGCUAAAAACGUCGGAAUGCGUCGUCGAGACGGACACGCCAAUUUACUCGGUGGUGCACGUUGCUGUCACGCCAUACCGGACCGUAAGGCUCGUGGCGCACGGAACCUGCGAGAACGGGCUUGUAUUGGAGUUGCGGAACACCUCGUAUCCGCCGCUUCUCCUAGCGAAGAUCCUCGCGGCGGCGGACGCGGCCGCAGCGGCCGAAGCUGCCAACGGCGGCGGUCGGGCGGCGCGCGUCGCGGCUGGAGUGACUGCCGCACGCGCGUGGCUCGCCAGCAACCUCUUCGCGCCCGCGUGGCGCGAGCUGCGCAGAUGCGCGAAGCUCUGCGAGGAGCGCGGCGGCGGCAUGCGCCGGGCGGAUGCGGUCUCCGGCGUAGCAACGUUCGUCGUGGCUGCGGCAGGCCACCGCACCUCGUUCGAGGCGCGGGUCCCGGCCGAGUACCCGGCGCGUCCGGCCGUGCUCACGCUCAAGUCCACGACGCUCCCGCAGCCGCUCGUCGACGCGUGUCAUAAACGAUGCACCGAGCUCGCGCGGAAAUUGUCGGUCGGCGAGAAGCUCAAUGCAGCCGAAAUGCAAGCAGAAAUGCAAAGCCCUGGUGCGUCGACGCGACGAAAGAACGAGCCGCGCGUCUCGAACACGGCGAAGCACUUCCAGUCGCUCCGCCGGGACACGAAACAAUUGAAGCAGAUCGCGGACCUUCGUGCUGAGGGCUCAAAGACUGCGCGGCAAGACCUCAAGUCGUUUGCACGCUUCGCUAGCGAGCGAGACCAACGGGCCGAGGCAGAAACGUCGUCGACGGCCUCGCCGGGCGCGGGGACGCCGCGCCCAUCGCUGCUCGCCGCCGUCGAAUAUCUGGUUGAGUUUGCGACGAGUCUACCCGGUGCGAUGUGUGGUGUCUGCGGCAAAGCGGCUCUCGGCGGUAAACUCCCGACGCGCGCGCUCUGCGGUUGCUGGUUCCACCACCAAUGUCUCAAGCGCCGGUUUGAAGCGCCGCCGUUUAAAAUUGAAUGCGAGCCGUGCGGUCGGAGAGUCUGGCACGAAUCCUGGCCGAACCUGGAGAAGCUUGAAGCCGCGUACUACGCCAAGCAGCAUCGGACGGCAGACGCGGAUCUUUGCGCCGACCUGUUUCUCAAUCCGGUGGUUAGAAGGGCUGAGUAA
Molecule: messenger RNA, 1422 nt
Organism: Pelagomonas calceolata
Lineage: Eukaryota; Pelagophyceae; Pelagomonadales; Pelagomonadaceae
Source: the annotation of a GenBank genome assembly